AUGUUAUUACACUGGAGCUUUGGUAUCCUACAAUGUUUAGGCUUAUGGCAAGCGGCAAACUCGAUCAACUCUACAUGGAAAAUAUUUUUUUAUUUCAUAUACACUAAUUUUAUGAUUAUAUUUAUUUACUCAUGUGUAUUAUUUGAAUUAAUUGCACUGAUUGGAUCCUUUGAUAAUCCCGAGCUAUUUAUUAAUAAUUUAAUUGUUUUACUCACUAUGGUUGGUGUUUGCGGUAAAAUUGCCAACGUUAUUGUAAAACAAAAAGAAAUUGAUCAACUUAUUGAGAUUCUUGAAAGUUAUCCGUGUUGCUAUCAAAAUGAAAAAGAAAAAGUUAUUGAAAAAAUUUUUGACAAAACUAUCAAAUCGAGAACAAUAGCUUACUUGAUAAUGACAGAAUCGGCAGUGGUGAUGGUGGUAAGCGUAUCGAUACUUUGUGAUACUCCAAAUCGAGCAUUACCCUUUGACAUAUGGUUACCAUAUAAUUAUAAAACGUCAAAUAUUGGAUACUGGAUCGCUUACAGUCAUCAAAUUUUUGCUCAUAUUUUUGGAGCGCUAAUAAAUGUCGCUUACGAUACUAUGAUACCAGGUUUUAUGUUGAAAAUUUGCGCCCAAUUAUCUAUUUUAGAGCAUAGAGUAGGUUUACUGCUCACCAAAAACGACAACUUAUCCAAGUCAUUGGAUGCUAAAAAGCAGAAAGAAAUGAAUCAAAUUUCAAAAUGUGUCCAACACCAUCUAAAAAUAUUCCAAUUGUCUGAAAUAACAAACAAAGUCUUCAGUACUGUUACUUUUUUACAAUUUUCCAUCAGUUCCAUCGUGAUAUGUGUGACAGUUUAUAGAUUAUCUCAAAUAACAAUUGAUAACCCAGAAUUUGCACCCACUGCAUUCUAUUUUACUUGUAUGCUCACACAGAUUUUUUUUAUUUGUUUCGCCAGUACCGAAUGUAAUCUCAAGAGUAGCGAGGUAGCUGCGGCCAUUUAUCAAUCUGAUUGGUAUAAUUUGAAUGUAGACAAUCAAAAAAGUCUAUUGUUGAUAAUGAUGCGUAGUCAAAAAACGCUUAAAUUUACCGCUGGGCAUUUUGUCGACGUAUCUCUCAAUUCGUACAAUCAACUGGUUAAACUUUCUUACUCAGCUUACAAUGUUCUUCAGUGA
Cotesia congregata is the source of this 1149-nucleotide messenger RNA. Lineage: Eukaryota; Metazoa; Arthropoda; Insecta; Hymenoptera; Braconidae. The record is from the annotation of a GenBank genome assembly.